UUUGGAAAAAUAAAAUUACUACAUUACGAAGAGAACAAAAUAUUUUAUGUUUAUUUACAAUACAUAUGUACGACGACUGGAGCAGAGAAAUGCAAAUCAAUAAAUAAAAACAGGAAGUUUCAAAAUUAAUGGAUCUAUAUUAGCACCAUAUAUACACCAUAAUAGAUAUACAACUUUACAUUUUAAAAUGAAUAGCUACGUUAUAAAUUCAUUCGUCGGCGAAGGCUCAUUUGGACGUGUUUUUAAAGCAAAACACAAAGAUACCGAUGCUGUAGUAGCCUUGAAAGUGAUAAGGAAGAAAGGUCGCUCGUCUAAAGACUUAAAAUGUUUGAAGCAAGAAUGCGACAUACAGAGGCAAUUGAAUCAUCCAAACAUAAUUCGGAUGAUAGACAGUUUCGACACUGAUACAGAAUUGGUAGUUGUCACAGAAUAUGCUGAGAAAGAACUACAUGGAAUAUUGGCUAAGGAGGGUUGUCUUAAUGAAGAACAAGUGAAGAAGAUUACUUGGGACCUUGUGUCUGCACUGUACUACUUACAUUCUCAUAGAGUUUUACAUAGAGACCUCAAGCCACAAAAUGUGCUAUUGGAUAGUACAGGACGUGCCAAACUCUGUGACUUUGGUCUUGCAAGAAUAAUGACAAAUGCAACACACAUUUUAACAUCCAUCAAAGGCACACCAUUGUACAUGGCCCCCGAGUUAAUUGAUGAGAAGCCAUAUGAUCAUCAGGCAGACUUAUGGUCACUUGGCUGUAUUGUAUAUGAGCUAAUUGCUGGGCAACCACCUUUCUGUACAAUGUCUAUAUGGCAACUUGUCCGCAUGAUUAGACACAAACCUGUACAGUGGCCUAGUUUCAUCAGCACUAAUGCUCGGACCUUCCUACAGGGCUUAUUGCAUAAAGAUCCUUUGAAAAGAAUGAGCUGGCCAGAAAUAUUGGAACAUCCAUUUGUAGCUGGUCACAUUCUUAUUCUACCAGAAGACGUCCAGAGUGAAUCACCAUUUACCAAGCCUUUAACACACAGUCAGCAAGAAGCCAAGCAAUUGCAGCGGGAAAAAAUAUGCAUUGGGAAUGCAAGAACAAAAAAAAUGGAAGGUGAUCCACUAAGACUUGUAACCAAAGAGCAUGAUUUAAGGAAUGUAAAAGUCAUGCAAGCUUUGGAAUGUUUGCCUAUGUCUGAUGACGACAGUGUCAGGGCCACUAGCGCAUUCAGUGUUCGAGACAGCCUCAAAACUGAUGAUGAAGAGCAAGCAUAUCCCAUUUCAGUAGCCAAUGCAAAGCUUUUACGACAUGAAUAUAAUGUAAUGAACAACAGUAAUCUCCUUGUUUGUAAUCUAGAAAACAAUAUGGCACAGCUAAUGGCUUGUAAUAAAAAACAGAUAGAAUUAAAUACAAAGAAAAUGGAGAAAAUAGAUGAAGAAAAACAUAUAACAGAAAAAUCUGAAGAAUCUAAAGCGGAUGCAGUCAAAUGUGUUGAGGAUGAACAGGUUACUGAAUUUAAACAGAAAUCUAAAACAACAGAUACUGCCUCACACAGCUUAGAGAAUCCUAAAAGUUCAACAAAAUGCAGCAGUGAUAUUAGUUGCAAGUCUGGAUUAAGCAAAAGUGUACCACCUUCAUAUAAGCAGAAAAUAUUACAGUUCUCUAGGGAUAAACUAAGGUUUGGUAGUGGCGGGAAUAAACUGACAAGAAGCAUUAAAAGAUCAUUUAGUAUUCGAAGUUGGGAUAAAAAAAGUGAUAGUCAGAGAAGAAUCAGUGAACCAACUGUGGAAAUACCAAGUAUUAUUAGUGCUGAAGAAGAAAAACAUUCAAAGGAAGAAAAGGAUGAGGAUGUUGAGAAGUGUGAGGUAAUUGAAGAUAUACCGAAUGAUCGAGAUGUUGCAGAUAAUGAUAGAAUUCUCAAAGUCGAAGAGAAUAACAAACCAGUUGAGCAGGAACCAUCAAGCAUUGAACUAGAAGAAUGGGAGGCUUUCUUGAAUUCAAAUAUCAGUGAAGUUAUGGACGGCGAUGUCGAAUCUUUGACUCAGUUGAAUAUGGUGAGUAUGGUGGUUGGUGUGGUGGGCAAUGCAGCGCGCGGUGCGGGGGGCGGCCGGGUCUGCGGGGCUGUGGCUGCGCUACUGGCGCUGCCCGCUCUGGUGCACACCCUGCCGAGACACACGCUACUCAAUAUACAAGAUGUAUAUUUGGAGGCGAAAGUGCCUUAUAAUUUCGUAGCAGCUAUAAACACAUUAAUGGAGAACAGUGAGGACAAUGACGACGGAGCAGAGGAUAGAUUACAAGGUGUUAGUCGUAUGGUUGAAGUGUGUGCGUGGCUGUGCGUUCGUUCCUGCAGAGGAGUGAGACAGUUUGCCACUGCCCUAAGUGCCUACAACGCGUAUCCGGUGUUCACUAAACUGCUUAAGCUUGACACGAGAAAUCCCAGGAUAGUCCUGAACAUAGUCGGUCUCCUGAUCACCAUACUGCAGGACCUACCGGAACUAGCUGACGUUGUCGAAAGAAUACUAUUCGAGGACAAGAGUUUUAAUUUCAUAAAUCUACUCGAACAGCCAAACGACGCACUGAGAAUGAGAGUUUGUAUACUGAUAAGUCUACUUUGCACCUUCUCGUGUACCGCUUUCUCUGCAGCAAUGGAAACGAAAUGGAGUAAGAAGGAGAGCGAUAGUUUGGAAGCGCUCCACGGUCAUUGUAACGUUACUCUGAACAGGGCCGCAAGACUGGCCACUAAGGAGCUCAGUAAUAUGCCUUUUUAUUCUAAUUAAUCGAGGAAAGAUUGAAAUUUUAUUGGAAAAUUUCAUGGUAAAUUACGUAAAACGAAACGUAUUUCGAACACAAUAUUAAUAUAUUAUGCUAUUGGAUGGAACGAUGUAGGAAUAAUUUGAGAUAAUCGACUUAUCUUUGUUUGCUACAUAGACGAGAGAUCCUAUCUAGUAUUUAGCUGAUACCAGUGGCUAUAUUAUUGUUGGAUUGUUUACUCUUUGGAGGGCGAAAUAGACUAUUUAUACAAUAUAUUUAAGAUAUACAAUAUACUUCGGUAUCACUUGGCGACGAUAAAUUUGUGAUUUCUUAGAGGUCCGGUAACAACAUAUCAUCAGGUGCGCUGUCUACUCUUUCAUCCAUCCAUAAAUAGAAAAGUUAAAACUGUGCUUAUUAUAGCUAAAAAAGAUCAAAUAAGCAGAUUAUUAAACUGUAAACUUGUAAAUAGAAAUAAAUAAACGUAUGAAAUAAAUUUUCAAUAAGCCCAUAUAUAUUGACAAGUACUUAUCGGAUUAAAAGACGUAAUAUAUUUUUUUUAUUAAAAAUCUUAAUACUCACUGCCAUUUUAAAUAAAGACUGAUGUUUAAUUCCAUUUACAUUUUGUGAGCAAUAAGGAAUUGCAAAUAUUUACAUUCUUAAUGUUUCUGAUUAUAUAUUUAAUCAUUCAUGAUUAUGAUUAACUCCAAAUAUUUUCCUUUUUCUAUAACCCGUCUAAAAAAAAUAGCCUGAACGCGAUUCGACUUCGUGAUGUCAUAUAGACCCAAAAUACACGACAAAAUAACAGAAGAUCAUACACAUCGAUUUUAUCAUAAAUUGUCUUGAUGAUUUGAAAUCUGACAUAGUCGUCGCAUUCAGGCCACGAUUCCAAAGAAAUAUUCCGCUGUAAUCCGUUGUAAUCAAUUCUACUAAAAUAAGAUUAAAAUGAUAAACGAAAAUAAAAUUUAUAAAUGAACAGAUUUUUUACACCCUGUAUAUUUAUUACUAAAAUGAAAUCGCAUCUAAUUGUAAUCAGAAAAUAUAAGUAAAGAUAUCAACUAUAAUACAUCGAAUAUUAAAUUUAAAA
Messenger RNA from Bombyx mori (domestic silkworm), 3813 nucleotides. RefSeq names its product serine/threonine-protein kinase fused (gene fu). Bases 188 to 2755 code for a protein of 855 amino acids. The transcript has 11 exons. The record is from RefSeq and is a predicted model, not a curated record. Lineage: Eukaryota; Metazoa; Arthropoda; Insecta; Lepidoptera; Bombycidae. Gene Ontology annotation, molecular function: ATP binding; protein kinase activity. Gene Ontology annotation, biological process: protein phosphorylation. Gene Ontology annotation, cellular component: cytoplasm.